This is a messenger RNA of Antechinus flavipes (yellow-footed antechinus), 3592 nucleotides long. It is a transcript of the gene IFITM10, whose product is annotated as interferon induced transmembrane protein 10. Bases 120 to 926 code for a protein of 268 amino acids. Lineage: Eukaryota; Metazoa; Chordata; Mammalia; Dasyuromorphia; Dasyuridae. The transcript is spliced from 2 exons. Gene Ontology annotation, cellular component: plasma membrane. The record is from RefSeq and is a predicted model, not a curated record.
CCGAGCUUGGAGGGGGGAGGUGGGAGCAAGAGGGAAGUGGGAGGGAUGGCAGUGGCCAUGCUGCAGGCCCGGGGUGGCCAGGCAGGGCUGGCUCAUCCCUGGACAGGAGAACUGUAGCAAUGAUCUCAGUGAGCACUGAGGAGGCCAGGAGGGGCCACAGGCCGGCCGAGGCUCCGAAGGGAGGGCAAGAUUGCAGGGAAGAAGGGGAGAAGCCCAGAAGCCGGGGGCCCCCUUGGGGCCAGGGCCCCGCCCCGGUCCCCAGUGUGAAUUCUGAUUUGUGUUCCCUUUCCUUCUCCCCUCUGCUCCCCCUCCCGCUCUUACAGGGCUGCCCCGGCCAGUCCUCGGCUCCACGUCUGACCCCAGCCGGCACCACGGAGGGCCCUCAGGAAGCCCGGGUGACCCCGUCCUGCCCCCUGGACGGGGCCUUCUGGAUCCCCCGGCCUCCCGGCGCCCCCCCCAAGGGCUGCUUUGCCUGCGUGUCCAAGCCCCCGGCCCUGCAGCCCUCGGCGGCCGGCUCGGCCGCCGCGCAGGGCCCGGCCCCCAGCCUGUGUCCCAUGGAGGCCAAGAGUUGCAAGGCCGACAGCGUCCGGACCGGCACGGGCUCGGGGCCCGGCAAGCACUCGGCUGAGAAAAAGACCAUGACCAACCCCACCACGGUCAUCGAGAUCUACCCUGACACCACCGAGGUCAACGACUAUUAUCUCUGGUCCAUCUUCAACUUCGUCUACCUCAACUUCUGCUGCUUGGGCUUCAUCGCUCUGGCCUACUCCCUGAAGGUUCGAGACAAGAAGCUACUGAACGACCUGAAUGGGGCCGUGGAGGACGCCAAGACGGCUCGCCUCUUCAACAUCACCAGCUCCGCUCUGGCCGCUUUCUGCCUGGUCCUCAUCUUCAUUUUCCUGCGGUACCCCCUCAAUGACUACUGAGGGGGGAGGGAAGCCCCGGCACCCCGCCCCCCCAUCCCGCUGAACUGUCAGGGGGAGAAGAGCGUUUGGCUUGGACGUUUUUACAGGGGAAUUAAUCAUUUAAAAUAUUUAUUUUCAAUAUAAAGGGAGGGGAGGGAGCCAGAGAAGGACAGGGGGGAAGCCAGGGUGGGGCUGCCAAGGCCGGCCGAGUCCUGGCCGGACACCACGAUGGAGUGGGAAGCGGGAGAAGGGGAUGAGUGGGGCCCUAGGGGGCCCUGCUUCUGUCCCACACGCUAGACAAGGCCCUCCCCACCCAGGGCCUCGCCCCCAGACCCACCUUCUCCUUGGGUUCGCUUCAGCUACACCCGCAACCCCGUCAAUCAGCGGCCUGGCCUGUCAGCACCCCCAGCCCCGCAUCCCCCCGCCCCCGCCUAAGGGCACAGCCCCAAGCACCCGGCAGAGCUGCCCCGGGGCAGGGCAGGAUGGGGGUCAUUGCUUGGGGCCGUCGCCCCGCUUAGAGCUGCCGAGAUCCGGUGACUUUGCUGUGAACCACCUCUGCCCGGCCGCCGGAAGCCCGAUUUCUAAGGUUGGGACCGCGGAGGAAGGCCCUGGAGAGGCCGGGCUCCCCCCCUCCCCGGGCUUCGGAACGCCUCCAGGGAACCAGAUGGAUGUGCUUGGGAGGGGAGGACGCAGGGCAUGGUCCCAUCCCAUUGCUUAGGAAACAGGUUCUCAGACAGGGGAGGGGCUUUGCCAGCUCCCCUCCCCCCCAUGUCAAUCACCAGUGAGAAACCAAGGACUGCCAGAGGGAUCCUUCCCCACGUGCUCGGGCAGAAUGGCCCCGCCCUCAGGGAGGGGCAGAGGGGCGGGGCCCAGACUCACCUGGAGAGGAAGGAGGCGGGACGGCUGUUGUGAGGAACCUUACUAUACUCAAACACUGUGACUUGAAAUUCUGUGUGAGUGUGUGUCUGUGUCUCCGUGUGUGUGAGUGUGAGUGUGUCCCCGUUCACACCUGCUCCUGUGCUGCUGCCCGGCCGGCUCCUCCCUCAGGCUGGCUCCCCGGCUCCGGGAGCUCGCCCUCUUCUCGCGGGCUGUUGCUGAGCGGCGCUGGGGCUUUCCCCGCUCUGCCCACUUGUUGGCAGGAUGGCUUUGGACUAGUCCUUGGCCUCCCAGGCUGAGGUCGCGGGCUGGGUCUGCCAGCCCUUCCUGCCGCCUGAGUGAAUAUUGAAGCGGAGAGAGAGCUCACGGCUAAAGAAAAGCAAGCCCCGAGGCUCUGGGGAGAGCCGAGGCAGAGGCAGCUGGCAGACCCUCCCCCUCCCCCAAUCUACCUGCCCCCUCCCCCCCACGCCCCUGCUGGGACUUUGGCUGGUCCGGAAGGAGAGUCUCGGGGCGACUGUAGGGAAAGGGGCUGAAGUUCAAGGGAAUAGGAAGAGCCUCUGACCGCCGGGGACCGCCGGGGAGACGCGUGUGGGACUGAACCGAGGGGGCCGGCCUCCAGAGCAGAGGCCAGCCUUCCUCUAGGGACAAACAGCACAGAAAGGACCCGGGGCCGCUGAGCCGAGUCCCACGGGGUUUGUGGCAGCAGCCCCACAGCUGGAGCCAGAGCAGCCCGCGGUUCUGGGAGUUCGGAGGCCAUGGGCGUCCACAGCAGCACUGGCACCCGGAGCCCCGGGUCCAGGACCUGCCCGGGCUUGGCCACUUGGAUCAGGGCUGAGGGAGCGGGUAGGGACGCUUUUCGCUGAAUUGGCACGCCCCUGGUACCCUCGGUCUCCGGACACACUUCCCAGUGGGCAAACAGUAGCCCCGAGUCACUCCCUUCCCUCUUCCUAAGGCAGCUCUCCCAGCUAGGUCCCGGCCUUGCCUUUGGCCCGGGCUGGGCCCCCGCUGCCUCUUCAUCCAGCUCCCACCACUGCCAUGUUCCAAAGGGCCUUUUGUUCUGGUCAUGUUCAUAGGUCUCUCCUAUUCUGAGAGAUUUCCUCAAUUCCGGGUCUGGGAGGGGCACAGCUCCUGCUCCUGCCUUCCUGGGGUGACCCACCUCUGAGCUAGGAGCUGGGGCACCUGGCUUUGGUUACCCAUGUGACCAUGGUCAGUUCUUUCCCCUUCUGGGCCUCAGUUUCCCCAUUUGAUCCCUCAUUUCCCCAUGCCAGGCUCAGGAUGAAGGAGGAAGGAGCAGAGAGGAGAGGAGAGGACAAGGCCCCGGUACUCCCAUUUGUGAGUUCUGAGCCAUCAGGACCAUGGGUGGAUGUUAGGCAGGGCCUGAGCUAGUACAGCGACUCUGGGGCUCUUCAAGGGGCUCGGGGUCCAGGAUCAGGAGUCUAUUUUCCCAUCUCUGAAUCCCACUGAGCCCCAGCAGCAUCUAGGGAAGUUGCUGCAGCGGCCCAAGGGCUAGAGGGGGCCAUGAUUCCUGCCUUUCUUCAAGGCUGAGCUCAGGGGUCAUCUGCUCUAGGUCGUGUGCUGGUGAAGGUGAGCACUUCCUGUCUGGAUUCUCCCAGCUGUCCCUGAGGCGAGGGGCUUCCUGUGCGCUCUCCACUCCCACUCUCCCUUGUAACUUGUCUAAGCCUUGAGUUCCCUCCUCCCCCUGUGCUCCUCGCUGACAGAACCUGUGAACUUUAUCUGUCUGUCAUUUAUCCUCUUGCCCAGCUCAGGGCCUUGCACACACUCGGUGACUAAUAAAUGUUUGUCUAACUGAA